Messenger RNA from Theobroma cacao (cacao), 3072 nucleotides. It is a transcript of the gene SKOR, whose product is annotated as STELAR K+ outward rectifier. Gene Ontology annotation, biological process: transmembrane transport; potassium ion transport. Gene Ontology annotation, cellular component: membrane. The record is from RefSeq and is a predicted model, not a curated record. Gene Ontology annotation, molecular function: protein binding; voltage-gated potassium channel activity. Lineage: Eukaryota; Viridiplantae; Streptophyta; Magnoliopsida; Malvales; Malvaceae.
UCAUAACCUUAAAAACCAAUUGCGCUAACACCUCGCUUUGUUCUGAUAGCAAGUGCGCUAGUCACCCAUUUUUUCGAUUUCUUUGACUUUUAUGGUAAACAAACAAUUUAUCGUCCUUUUUUGUCUUUAUAAAUCAGGCUCCCCAGUUUCUUGGCUUCUUUGUCUAAACCCCCCCAUACCAGUUUCUCUUCCCACUUGUCGAAACAGUCGAUCCAAAACUGUUUGGGAACUCGGAAAGUUGAUGUGGAAAUGACCCAUCGGCCGUUUUCUCGGCGUCAUUGAGAGAGAACAAAAUUUUUUCAACCCCGUUUUUCUCGGUUUCUUCGUCUCAAUCUCUAAUAACAAAUUCAAAAUAAGCCUACGUUUACGGAUACAGACAGAUUGGGGGAAGCUGGGGAUGGGGGAAAUCAAUGGCAUAAGAGAUGAGAGUCCUGCAAAUGGGGAAGAGUACGACUACGAGGUGGAGGAGUUGAGAGAUAGAAUCCAGUCGUCAAGAGGAAGCAGGUUUGAUCUCAUAGCCAAUGAGUUUGGUUUGGCCCCUGCUCGUGGUCGGAGAAAGUUCAGCCGUCGAACUGUAAUCGACGGAAUCAAGGACCUUAGAGGCUUAGCCAUUCAUCCCGAUAACAGGUGGUAUCGAGCGUGGACCAAGUUCAUACUGAUAUGGGCAUUGUACUCUUCCUUCUUUACUCCCAUGGAGUUUGGGUUCUUCAGGGGAUUGCCAGAAAAUCUUUUUAUAUUAGACAUCGCAGGACAAGUAGCUUUCCUUCUUGACAUUGUUUUGCAGUUCUUUCUUGCAUAUAGAGACAGCCAGACCUACCGAAUGAUCUACAAGCGGACCUCCAUAGCUAUUCGGUACUUGAAAUCUAGUUUUGUCAUUGAUUUACUUGGUUGUCUGCCUUGGGAUAUUAUCUACAAGGCUUCUGGGAGAAAAGAAGAAGUGAGGUAUCUCUUAUGGAUUAGGUUAUAUCGGGUUCGCAAAGUCACUGAAUUUUUCCAGAACAUGGAGAAGGAUAUUCGAAUUAAUUACCUUUUUACGAGGAUUAUAAAACUCAUAUUUGUUGAGCUCUAUUGCACACAUACAGCAGCUUGUAUCUUUUACUUUUUGGCUACCACAUUGCCUCCUGAAGAAGAGGGUUAUACAUGGAUUGGAAGCUUAAAGUUGGGGGAUUAUAGUUAUUCGCACUUCAGAGAAAUUGAUCUGUGGAAGCGGUACACAACUUCCAUGUAUUUUGCCAUCGUCACAAUGGCUACUGUUGGUUAUGGAGAUAUACAUGCCGUCAAUAUGAGGGAAAUGAUAUUCAUAAUGAUCUAUGUCUCCUUUGACAUGAUUCUUGGUGCUUAUUUGAUUGGUAAUAUGACAGCUUUAAUCGUAAAAGGAUCCAAAACUGAGAAGUUCAGGGAUAAAAUGACAGAUGUUAUUAAGUAUAUGAACAGAAAUAGACUCGACAGAGAUAUCCGUAAUCAGAUCAAGGGCCACUUGCGCUUACAGUAUGAAAGCAGCUACACUGAGGGUGCUGUUCUUCAGGAUAUCCCCAUCUCUAUCCGAGCUAAGAUUUCCCAAUCUUUAUAUAUGCCAUACAUCGUGAAUGUCUCUCUUUUCAAGGGAUGCUCUGCAGAAUUUAUUAAUCAGAUUGUUAUUAGGCUCCAUGAAGAAUUUUUUCUCCCAGGAGAAGUAAUAAUGGAACAGGGAAAUGUGGUUGAUCAACUUUAUUUCGUCUGUCAUGGUGUGCUGGAGGAGGUCGCUAUAGGGGAAGAUGGAUCAGAAGAGACUGUUUCUCUUUUGCAACCCAACAGCUCAUUUGGGGAAAUUUCUAUUCUCUGCAACAUCCCUCAGCCUUAUACUGUUCGGGUUUGUGAUCUAUGUAGGCUUCUACGACUGGAUAAGCAAUCAUUUUCAAAUAUCCUUGAGAUAUACUUCUAUGAUGGAAGGAGAAUAUUGAACAAUCUUUUGGAGGGAAAAGAAUCCAAUCUUCGAGUUAAGCAACUGGAAUCAGACAUCUCAUUUCAUAUCGGUAAGCAAGAAGCUGAACUAGCUUUGAGGGUGAAUUGUGCUGCAUAUCAUGGGGAUCUGCAUCAGCUUAAAAGUUUGAUCCGGGCUGGAGCUGAUCCUGACAAAACGGAUUACGAUGGAAGGUCACCCUUGCAUCUUGCUGCAUCAAAAGGGCAUGAUGAUAUUACAAAAUACCUUAUUCAACAUGGGGUAGACAUCAAUCUUAAAGAUAAGUUCGGGAAUGCACCCUUACUAGAAGCGAUAAAAAAUGGACAUGACCAUGUUGCUGCUAUGCUAGUUAGAGAAGGAGCUUACUUAAACAUAGAUGAUGCUGGUAGUUUUCUAUGUGCGGCUGUUGUAAAGGGGGACUCAGACUUUAUUAAAAGGGUUUUGUCUAAUGGGAUUGAUCCGAACUCUAGAGAUUACGACCAUCGAACCGCACUUCAUGUAGCUGCCUCUGAGGGCUUAUAUUUGAUGGCAAAGCUUUUGAUAGAGGCUGGGGCAAGUGUUUUUACCAAGGACAGAUGGGGAAACACCCCACUUGAUGAAGGCAGGAUGUGUGGCAACAAGCAUUUGAUCAAGCUACUGGAAGAUGCAAAAUCUACUCAGUUAACAGAAUUCCCUUAUUGUUCACGAGAAAUUACAGAUAAAAUGCACCCAAAGAAAUGCACGGUUUUUCCUUUCCACCCACAGGAAGCUAAAGAGCAGAGAAGACAUGGAAUUGUCUUAUGGAUCCCUCACACUAUUGAAGAUCUUGUUAAAACUGCUGCUGAGCAGCUAGAGUUUCCAGACGGUUCUUGUGUAUUGUCAGAAGAUGCAGGUAAAAUUCUCGAUGUAGACAUGAUUAAUGAUGGAGAGAAGCUGUAUUUGAUCAGUGAAACACAUUAGUUCCUAAUAUAUGGUUGUUGUAAAAUAAUAGUGUUGUUCUACGUUCUUGCAUCACAUCCACUUGUAUCUGUCAUUUAGCAGAUAGCAAAGGUAUUGCAUCUCUGCAUUUACUUUAACAUGUAGCAAUGCUGCGUGGUAUGGUUGUUGUAAAUAGUGAAGAAAUUCAACCAUUCCUACUACUACUAUUACUACUA